This is a messenger RNA of Cercopithifilaria johnstoni, 423 nucleotides long. The record is from the annotation of a GenBank genome assembly. Lineage: Eukaryota; Metazoa; Nematoda; Chromadorea; Rhabditida; Onchocercidae.
AUGAAACUUCAUUAUGCUAUCGGUUAUCAGAGAUCAAUUCCCGGACCUAAAAUGAAACUUUCGAAAGGACGCGAUUUUAUUGUUAUUUCUGGAAAUAAUCAGUUACUGUUCUAUGGUUCGGAAGAUUAUGACGAAACGGUUACUGUGAAUGUUAUCUGUUUGGCUGAACUGACUGAACAUGUCGGAAUUGAUCCUCUUGAUGAAAAGAUACAAAAGUUCAGUUUUGAUACAACUGUUGCAAAAAGCUUUCAAAAUCCGUUGAAAUGUUUUGCCUAUUUGCUGCCACCAGAAAACAGCUUCGUUGUUGGACAUGUAAACACUAUCGGAAUUUUGAGAUUAAUAAGGCAGGCACAAAUAAUCAAUUCAAUCAUUUGUACGGAUGCUGAGAUCGAUGAAAGCACCUUAUGUCUUCAUCGAUUGUGA